GGCGGCGAUGAGAGCGAAAGUUGCGCUCGGCUCGUCGCUGAGGGCUUGAAGCGGUUCCGCGCUCUACCCGUCUGGGCCUCCCCCGACUCGGACUCGCGCCCGUGGGCUCCCGUAGCGCCCGCCCGGCUCCGCGCCGGCCCCGCGCCCCCUCCCCCGGCUCGGCGCCCCCUCCUCAGGAGCCGCGGGUCCCCGCCACUUUCGCACGGCCCCGGCCCCCGCCGAUGCCGGCCAUGGUGGAGAAGGGCCCCGAGGUCUCAGGGAAGCGGAGAGGGAGGAACAACGCGGCCGCCUCCGCCGCCGCCGCCGCCGCCGCCGCCGCCGCCGCCUCGGCCGCCUGCGCCUCGCCAGCCGCCACUGCCGCCUCGGGCGCCGCCGCCUCCUCCGCCUCGGCUGCCGCCGCCUCGGCCGCCGCCACCCCCAAUAAUGGCCAGAAUAAAAGUUUGGCGGCGGCGGCCCCCAAUGGCAACAGCAGCAGCAACUCCUGGGAGGAAGGCAGCUCGGGCUCGUCCAGCGACGAGGAGCACGGUGGCGGUGGCAUGAGGGUCGGACCCCAGUACCAGGCGGUGGUGCCCGAUUUCGACCCCGCCAAACUGGCAAGACGCAGUCAAGAACGGGACAAUCUUGGCAUGUUGGUCUGGUCACCCAAUCAAAAUCUGUCAGAAGCAAAGUUGGACGAAUACAUUGCCAUUGCCAAAGAAAAGCAUGGGUACAACAUGGAACAGGCUCUUGGGAUGCUCUUCUGGCAUAAACAUAAUAUCGAAAAGUCGUUGGCUGAUUUGCCCAACUUUACCCCUUUCCCAGAUGAGUGGACUGUGGAAGAUAAAGUCUUAUUUGAGCAAGCCUUUAGUUUUCAUGGGAAAACUUUUCAUAGAAUCCAACAAAUGCUUCCUGAUAAAUCUAUAGCAAGUCUGGUAAAAUUUUACUAUUCUUGGAAGAAGACAAGGACUAAAACUAGUGUGAUGGAUCGCCAUGCCCGGAAACAAAAACGGGAGCGGGAGGAGAGUGAGGAUGAACUGGAAGAAACAAAUGGAAAUAAUCCCAUUGACAUUGAGGUUGAUCAAAACAAGGAAAGCAAAAAGGAGGUGCCCCCUACUGAGACAGUUCCUCAGGUCAAAAAAGAAAAACAUAGCACACAAGCUAAAAAUAGAGCAAAAAGGAAACCUCCUAAAGGAAUGUUUCUUUCUCAAGAAGAUGUGGAGGCUGUUUCUGCCAAUGCCACUGCUGCUACCACGGUGCUGAGACAACUAGACAUGGAACUAGUUUCAGUCAAACGACAGAUCCAGAAUAUUAAACAGACAAACAGUGCUCUCAAAGAAAAACUUGAUGGUGGAAUAGAACCUUACCGACUUCCAGAGGUCAUUCAGAAAUGUAACGCACGUUGGACUACGGAAGAGCAGCUUCUCGCCGUACAAGCCAUCAGAAAAUACGGCCGAGAUUUUCAGGCAAUCUCAGAUGUGAUCGGGAACAAAUCAGUGGUACAAGUGAAAAACUUUUUUGUAAAUUAUCGACGCCGCUUCAACAUAGAUGAAGUUUUACAAGAAUGGGAGGCAGAACAUGGUAAAGAAGAGACCAAUGGGCCUAGUAACCAGAAGCCUGUGAAGUCCCCAGAUAAUUCCAUUAAGAUGCCUGAAGAGGAAGACGAGGGCCAGGCUCUAGAAACAGCCCAGAAGGCCCCUCCUGACCUGAGCAUGGAAGUACCUUGGGAGGUAUUGGCAUUCCCCGCGAGUGUGGUGCCACCACUCCAUGCAGGGCCUCUUUGCCGACUGGAAAAAGGACCUCAAGGCACAGCCAUCUGCUCCUUCUGUUCUGGAUGUCAGAUAUGCGUCUGCCUCCUGAGAAACUCUGGUGGCUUUGGACACUUGGUGUGGACUACUGUGUUAUCCGGGAUAUCAGGUAUUAUGAGACAUCACCUAGCCAUCUGCAUCACAUCUCUCUGGACAAGCAGCUAUUACCAAAAAAGGCAUAUACUUCCAGUCCUGUGCUCCAUCUGCCUUAAUUCUUUGCUCGUUCCUCCAUGUUGGCGCCACUUCCCAGAGAGCUCCACUGCAUCUCACACUCUGCCCACGUGCUGGGGAAAUCUCAUGGCCUGCACAUCUCUUGUGACUCUGGGAACCGCCUCCCCCGCCGGAGCCCCCGAGCCCCACCAAUGGCAGCUCUUCCCAGUCAGCAGCUUCAGAGCAGGCAGUCUCCUUGGAAGGCCCGACUCUGUUCCUGCAUGGCCUGCAAUUUCUACUUUGUGCAUAGAGUAAUUUUCAGAGUAACCGCGACCCUGUUGGCCUUCUAGAAAGUUUGUCUUUUUCUUUUCUGAGACAACCACCUAAGUGAUAAUAUGCUUUUUUGGAAAUCAAUAUAUAUUGCCGGACUGCAUCAUAACCUUUAUCAUGCCAAGCAUCCUGAUGCAGCUCACAUUUCCCUAAACAUGGGUUAUAGGUAUGGUUUAUAAAUUGAGUUGGCUUAAACCUCUCCCUUCUCCCUUCCCAAGUGUCACAAAGCUCAUUUACUGCAACUGUCAUCGGACACUGUAGCUUAAAGGGAAUGUGGACCUCAAUGCUUUCUGCCUUCAACUUCUCAGCAUUGUGACCCCAGGGUGGGUGCCACCCCAUCUUUUCCUGCCCCCCAUCCCCACCCCCACCCCCCACCUCCAAGAGGUUCGGCCCACAUCACUGUACCUGGUGCUUGUACAUUUGGAAUUGGUGCCUUCUCCUUUUGGCAACCAUGGUAUCAAUCCCUUUUCUCUUUUAGUGUCUUAUUUCUUCUUUCAAGUUAUUUGCUAGCCAAAGAUGACAUCACUGAGAUUAGGAGACAGGGGAGAGCUUGCUGCAGAUUCUGACAGUGCAGAUUUUAAAUGUCAGGAUAUUAGGAUAGCUGGCGCUGGUUUAUGAAAGCUGCACGUUGUUCCACGUUCUCUCGGUGUGCCUGGCCCUUUAAGUGGCACACUGUAUGUCAGUUUGUGUCCUUCAUGUGCUGAUGUGAUUACACAAACACCAUCCACUCUCUUUUCAUAUCAGAGUACAGGACAGAGAAGUGAUCAAUGUAUUGGUCUAGUGAGACUGAGAUGAAAAGAAAUAACCUACAAAGUGGUCUGUAAUGCCUUUUGGUUGGACUGGGAACAAGUAAAAAUUUCUAAUAAACAUCUUGAGACUUCCAGAAUCACUUUUGUUAUCUUACCAGACCUUGGGCCUGCUGAGGGUUGAGGAGCAGACAGACUGCAUUCUAACAUACCCUGUUCCCACCCCACGGCCAUUCAGACUGCACUAAAUACGCUGAAGUUGCUUUUGUUGUUGUUAUUUGCAUCGUUUGGAUAUUUUUUUUUCUGCUUUCAAUACCAAAAAAAUGCAGAUGCUUUAAGGCAUAAACAGAAUUCUUAAGAAUUUAAAAUAUGCAAUUAAAAUUUGAUAUGUUUUGACUCCCAAGCACCUUGUUUUUUGUUGUUGUUGUUGAAAUCAGCUGAUUAUCUCUUUAGAAAGAGGGUCAGCUAGAAGCCUAGGUUUUUUGGAAUUGCAAAUUUUUUUUAGUAUAGUCUGGAGAAAGGUCCUUCAAAAGGGAAGUUCAAUGGGACUUGCCCGCCCUUCAUCAUCUCGUUCCCGUGCCAGGUGUGUGUUGGUCACGUAAAAGCCUGGGAAGCAUCAGAGGAGUCCCGGCUUGCCGCUGCUGUGUGGAGACAGGGUUAGCAAAAUGACACUAGUGAUGAGGGAGGGGCUUCUUUUCACCAUAAGCCUGCUGUGUACACCGAGGGCGGCGGGAGAAGCAUGGGAAGGAGUCAGCCUAAGUUUGCACAUUGCGUGAAGGGGACACUAAGGUAUGAGCUGAAGCUUUAGGUUCUCCUUGCUUCCCUCAAGACCUCCUUCUUGCUAACAGAAGCAGUAGGCAGUUGCUGCAGUAUGUUUCUCACCCUGCCAAUAGGUCUGUCUGUAUCUCUCUUAAGGAAAAUAGCCUGGUCCCUCCUGGCAGUGCUUGGAAGCUUGAUGCUGAUUCUUAUAUAGCGUGGCAAGCCGACCAGCAGUGCCAGGCCUUCAUCUGUAUUCUGCACUAUCCCUUUACUGGGUUCCUGGCACUGAAUGGCCUCCAGCCCUGAAGAAUCACUUGUGAUCACAGCAACUGAACUGGGCUUUCUCCCAGAGAGGAAGGGGCAUGUCAUUUUGACUUGACAGAGGGGAAAAUGGGAGCUGUCCUUGACUGCCUUUGUUGUGCUUUCCCGCGUAAGAUAGCACUGUGUUUUCAACUGUUUUCAUUACACCGUCUUUGCAAUGAUGUAAAUGUAAGAGAUCACUCAGCUUUAAAAGCAAAGUGGUUUCAUCUUAUUUAUAUGAAGACUUUUUAACAUAUCAAGAAUUAGGUGCAUUGGCAGGUAGGGUUUGGGGUGUGAUAACUGCUUCAGAUGGAAUGUUCACUUAAGCUUUGUCUUCUUAAAAAUUAUCAAUGUGAAUGUCAUAAUUAUAUAUAUUUUUGUGGAAAACUUUCUCCUAAGUAUAAGUUAUUGUGCAAAAUAUAGUAUCAUUGAUGCAAAUAAUAGUUUAACUUUUAGUUUAGAAAUCCUAAAAGAUAUAAAUUGUAUUGCAUAUGCAUUAAAAGUUUGUUUUAUUUAAUUUUAUGUAGAUGUGUAAAGUGUUAGGUAAAAUUUUUUUCACUUACCCAUUUAAACACCUUGUUACUUGAAUAUUGUGUUGACUGGUCUGCAACAGUGAUCCACUCUGUAAUAUAGCUCUUUUAACUGGGAAGGAACCACGCCCCAGCUGUGCUGAUUACAUUAGUGUUGGCACACAGUCGGGUGCUUGUGUAACACAAAUGCCACGUUGUCUGGGUGUACAGUGUUUGUGGAGACGCCACUUCCUCAAAAUGGUUUUUGAUCGUUUUUAACCUGUAAGACCUUUUGAUGCUCACAAACCUCUAUUCAACACACAAAACAAAAAUGAAAAGGUAGUUGGGUUGUACAAGUUGACUGUGGUGGACUCAUUAAGCGGUGGUUUUCUGUUCAUCUAAAGUUUCCUCAAAUACCACAGACCACUAUUAAGUGUGCUCAUUGUCACUUUAAAUUUCAGCUAUACCCUAUUUUUGUCAUUCUAAAUAUCAGACGUACUAUUGGUAUAAUUGCACACCAAAAAUAAGCCAAACAGUGCAUUAUGCUAACUGGAUCCCUGCUUUUAUGUGAGCUAAGGAAAGAUGGAGCCAGCUCCAACUAGGGCCUCUUUUUCUCUCUCGUCUAUCCUGUUUCUAAACCGAAUGAUCCAGGAUUCAAGCUUCUAGUGUCAAGUGAAACUUUCCUCAGAUGAACUCCAGGUAGCUAGGUCACCUAAAUCUAGUGGUCCUGUGUGAUGCUCUUUCUGCCAGUCCCUGAAUCUCUGCAGCUUCUCUUACCUGUAGUUAAAGCACAAUUGCAGUGACGUCGCAUUCCGAAGAAGGAAGGUCAGCAGAGGCUAUGCAUGUUGUGUGAUGAUGAGUGUUUACAGCCACCUUCUCCUAAAACGAAAUUUAUACUGGGGUGGAUAGUAUUCCAUUAUGUAGACUUAUCGACUUUGCUAAGUGCUUUUUAGACAGCUUAAAAAUUUUCAAGAUUUUAAAAGAUGUAUAAGGUUAAGUUUGCAAAUAUAAUGGAAAUGCUGUAUAUCUUUUGAAGUGAUAAACUCCACGUUGGAAUUUUAAAGAAAACAUGUUGUAAUAAUGCUGUUGUAAGUAAUAUUUUAAUGUCUCUCUGCCUGUUUUCUAUUUCAGCACAUUCAUUGUGGUGAAUGUUCAUAGCAUUAUAACUGCUUAGCCAUUGAAUGAUAACAUUUGUUAGUGGAAAUUGGAAAAUUUAUUUGUGAAAUUCUGCAGAAUUCAUUUUUCUAUUUCCAAUAUUUGCUGAGGUUAAAUAAAAAAUUUUCAAGCCAUUGAUGUAAUAAAA
Messenger RNA from Macaca mulatta (Rhesus monkey), 5881 nucleotides. RefSeq names its product REST corepressor 1 (gene RCOR1). Gene Ontology annotation, cellular component: histone deacetylase complex; transcription regulator complex. The record is from RefSeq and is a predicted model, not a curated record. Gene Ontology annotation, biological process: regulation of transcription by RNA polymerase II; negative regulation of DNA-templated transcription. Lineage: Eukaryota; Metazoa; Chordata; Mammalia; Primates; Cercopithecidae. Gene Ontology annotation, molecular function: transcription corepressor activity.